AUGAAGAAGUUCAUUGUGACAAAGUUUUUGGACUAUAAGAUGAUAGACAAUAAGACCGUCGUCACCCAAGUUCAAGAACUGCAGGUCAUAAUCCAUGAUCUCCUUGCUGAAGGAUUGAUUGAGAAUGAUGUUUUUCAAGUGGCAGCCAUUAUUGAGAAGUUACCACCUUUGUGGAAGGACUUCAAAAACUACUUGAAACAUAAACGCACGGAGAUGACUAUUGAAGAUCUCAUGGUAAGGCUGAGAAUCGAAGAGGAUAACAAGGCCGCAGAAAAGAGGUCAUGUGAAUGCAACUUGGUUGGAAAUCCAAGAGAAUGGUGGAUAGAUUCUGGUGCCUCAUGCCAUGUUUGUGCCAACAAAGAAUUAUUUGCAUUAUAUACUCCAGCACCAUCAGACGAGAAGUUAUUUAUGGAGAACUCCAUUGCAACAAAGGUUGAAGGAACUGGCAAUGUCCACUUGAAGAUGACAUCGGGCAAGGUGGUGACUUUGAACAGGGUCUUGUAUGUUCCAGAAUUGCGAAAGAACUUAGUUUCUAUACUAGUUCUUACCAAGAAUGGAUUCAAAUGUGUAUUUGUUUCUGAUAAAGUUGAAGUCAGUAAGAAUGAGAUGUAUGUAGGAAAAGGUUACCUCACUGAGGGCCUCUUCAAACUCAAUGUAAUUGCAGUUGAUAGAAAUAAAGAUUUUGCUUCUUCUUACUUGCUUGAGUCUAAAUGUUUAUGGCAUGAACAUUUGGGACACAUCAAUAACAAAACCUUGCGAAAACUGAUUAACUUAAAUGUUUUUGCCUAA
Messenger RNA from Solanum tuberosum (potato), 789 nucleotides. RefSeq lists its product as uncharacterized. Lineage: Eukaryota; Viridiplantae; Streptophyta; Magnoliopsida; Solanales; Solanaceae. The record is from RefSeq and is a predicted model, not a curated record. The coding region runs from base 1 to 789 and encodes 262 amino acids. The transcript is spliced from 3 exons.